Podarcis lilfordi (Lilford's wall lizard) is the source of this 12821-nucleotide messenger RNA. NCBI's taxonomy places the organism in Eukaryota, Metazoa, Chordata, Lepidosauria, Squamata, Lacertidae. The record is from the annotation of a GenBank genome assembly.
AAUUGAUCCCAGAAUGUCCCACUUUUCCUUAGGAUUUCCCUAUUUUCAUUGGAGAAAUGUUGGAGGGUAUGGUAAGAUGUGCCUGUUUUCAUUGGAGAAAUGUUGGAGGGUAUGGUAUGAUGUCCCUAUUUUCAAUGGAGAAAUGCUGGAGGGUAUGGAGUUAUAUGACCCCUGAGUUGUCUGAAGGCAAUCCUGUAUAGGGAAGUUUUUAAAAAAUAAUAAUGUUUUAUUAUGUUUUAUAUAUGUUGGAAGCUGCCCAGAGUGGCUGGGGCAAUCCAGUCAGAUGUGAGGGGUAUAAAUAGUAAAAUUAUCAUUAUGGAAUGGGACGUCCCUAUUUUCAUUGGAGAAAUGUUGGAGGGUAUGAGGCAGGAUGGCUCCUUCUCCACACUAGCAGGCCACAAAAGCAGCCCCUCACCCCCACAGAUCUCUCUCCACAAAAGAUGGCAGCCUAUGGGGCUGGGAGAGCUUGGCCACAGUAGUCCAGGCACUGGUGAAUCCAAGACUAGAUUACUGUAAAGUACUCUAGGUGUGGAGUUUCCCUUGCACUUGGUCUGGAAAUGGCAGUUAGUGCAGAAUGAUUGUUAGCGUGGUCAGCAUAUAACACCCAUGCUCAAAGAUCCGCUAGUUUGUUGCCAGAUUCUGGGGGUGGGCAGUAAGGUUUCGGAGGGGACACAGUUGUGUGUGCCCUCAGCCUGUGUUUCAUUGCCUAAGCUAGCUGGCUGACUUCAGCUGUGGCAAAGACAACAGCCCUGUCACCAGUACCAAAGUAAGAUUCAAUUUACAGCCUAGUCAGCUUAUGUGUGUGGAAGGUGAGUUGAGAGGCACCUUUGCUUCAUGCAGCAAAACGUCUUGAGCCAGCCCUGUCUAAAGGCUUCUUGUACUGCUUUCAAUAGAAUUUAGCCACUUCCAGAAAAGCUCCUAGCAGCUGCUGUCAGAUUGUCCAAUCUCACACUGGAAAAUGUCCCUUGUGCAAGAGAAUUGGGAUCUCAUGUUCACUGAAGGGCAAUCCACACAUGGAAAUGCAGUUCUAGUGUUCUGAGGAGGCCUGGCCGGGCCAAGUUUUGAACCUCAGAAAACUCCUGUUAGCUUCAUCUUAACAACUCAUAUGUCAGAUUUUUCAAACUGCAUUUUCACUAGUGAGAAUUAGAAACUCCUUUGGCCUGUGGAGUUUCUUACUUGUAAACACUCCUAAGGCAAAACAGGAAGCGGAAGAUAAUUCCCAGACCAUCAGUUUAUUGUAUCAGAUGCAGUUUUUUAAAAUAACCUUUGAAUUUCAGAACUUGUGAUUUCACAGACCAUUUGAGGAUCUCUUGUGAAAAACUGAGUGAAUCUCUGUGGUACUUUGAAUUGUUUGCUCCACUGGCAACAGCAAGGCCUGGCCAAGAGGCCAGCCUCUGUUGCCUUGACCCCUGGCCAGUUCUCUCUUGCUGUAGGGUGACCCUUGCCUUGCCAACUGCAUUCCUGGAGGUCAAUAGCCCAGAAGGGGCAGAGGUUGCCGUAUGCAGCCAGCAUGGCGGGGACAAGGCCUCUGUCUCCUGGAUUACCCCUGUAUGUUAUUUUCUCUGCCCUUUUGCCGGCCAUGAAGGCAGCACGUGGAGAUUGCCAACUGUGGCUGGUUAAUGAGGCCAGGAAAUCUAGGACUUUUGGGUACCUCUGUCCCUUGCAUUAGUUCUAUUAUUGUUAUUAUUUAUAUAGGUUUAGAGUAACAAAACCAAACAAAAAGCAGGUCCCUGCCCCCAAACCACUUACAGUUAGGGUUGGGCAAAUCUAGCACUUUUGGUUCCCCCUCAGUUUUCCAGACUGAAAUUCAUUUCCACAUAAGUUUGCAUUUUUUAAAAAAGCUCCUCAUGAAAAUUAAUUGCAUUUUAGUAAGAACUUCCUCUAAUAAACACAUCUGAAUGCAAUUUUGUUAGACGUUUUCCAAUAAUACAAAGCAUUUGGUAUGACAUUUUCACUAAUACAUGCAUAUUUAUGAACACUUGACCCCAGUAUAUGCGUUUUUGUACGCAAUGUCUCAGGAAGCACAAUGCAACAUUUGGAGAAGUGCACAUUUUGAAGGUUUCCUGUGUUUCAGUUCUCAUUAGUUUUGGAAAGUUUAAAUUAGGUAGAUUUGCCUUUAAACACAAACAUAAUUUAAUUUCUCUUGCGCCCCUACUUAUGGUCCACAGUUUAGUGCGAGGGAGACAACAGAAGGGGGGGAGAGAUGGAAACAAAGGUCAAGUGGGGAAACCUAUCCAGCGUUGGAAGCUUAGUUUCAGUACAGAAUGAGGACUAAGGGGUUGUGCCAAAGGUGUCAUAGAAAAGGGACUUUUGCUGAUUGCCACGAAGUUGGUGGGGAGUGACUGGCCCCCAGGGUUGGCCCAGGACCUGCUGCCUGAAAUGAAAGGCAAUAUGUCCCCACACAGGGGCGCAGCUAGCUGCUCUGGCACCUGGAGCGGCGGGGGUGGGCUGUGGCCCUCCUCCCAGGGGGGCGCUGUGGCAAGCUGCCCAUGGAGUCCGCUUGGCGGACGCAAGCCCCAUGCUGCCAUUUUGGGCAGUGCAGGGCCCCGAGCCACCACGUCACUCCCAGGAGAGACGCGUGGCUUGGGUGUGCUGCAGGCCAGGCCCUGCAGUAAGUGCCUCCCCCCUGCAGUGUACCAUUUUGUAACCCCCUCAGGGAUGACACCCAGGGUGGACUGCACCCUCUGCACCCCCCUUCCUAUGCCCCUGUCCCUGCACCCAUUCCAUGUACAGAAGCUGACAAUUUCCUCCUCUUCAAACUUUGCAAGACAUUUGUAGCUAUGCAAAACCUGAGGUGCUUGGGAUAGCAGUCCACGCUUUACAGGAAGAAAAAAGACAAAACAGACAGCUGAUGCUUAUAUAUAGACACACAUUGUUAUAAAUGGGUAACUCGGGCUGUAAUGUGCCAAAGGGAGAAGUGGAUGGUCUUGCCUUCUGGCAGGGAAUGGUUGGACGGUUAAAUUUGUGCCAGAAAAGAUACCUAGAAUGAAGCCUGUCUGCAGUCUAUGCAUACACACACACACACACACACAGAGAGAGAGAGAGAGAGAGAGAGAGAGAGAGAGAGAGGAGACAAGUAGCCCUUGCAACAUUUCCUAGAUGUGGGGAUACUGGCUACAAUUAGGAGGGAAAUGCACUCUGCAUAUGCACAUAAGCAACCAUUUUCUAAUACUAAAACUAUUCCAAGGUUGAUCCUAAGCCUUGGCUUGAAGCAAACUCUGUUGACCUUGAAAGCCUUUUCCACCUUUUUUGAGGCCCACUAAAAGUACUUGGGGUUUUUUUGUUUUGUUUUUGGCAUGCUGAACAAAGUUCCCCAUGGAGUAUUGUGUAACUAAAUGUUGGCUCCAUCCUCAUCGCAACCUCCAAGUCUCCAUGGUGACCAUGGCUGGCUCCCCACCUCUCUUUGAUGAGUUGUCAUGGAGAUUCCUUUAAAAACUCAGGGGAACUGAAGUGUUCCAGCCAGUCCUUCCUUGAAGCUCAGGGCAGGGUGAAACAUAAAAUCCUGUGGGGAGUUACUGUCAGUUUUCCACUGAGACUUUGUAGGAAAACAUACUUGGGUUGUGUAAAUGCAAGGCAGCCACUCUUCCCAUUUACCUGAGGCAGUCCCUGUCUUCUGAUAGUCAAUUACUAUCCCUUUUAAUGUUGUUAUGUGCACUAAAGAGGGUGUUCACCUGUCCUACUUUACAGAGGACAGUCCUCAGUUUGGAGACCUGACCAGUUCAAUGUUGUGUACACACCAUACCUUCUUCUUCUUCUUCUUCUUCUUCUUCUUCUUCUUCUUCUUCUUCUUUUUGCUUUUGCAUUUUUUAAAUAAGUUUUUAUUGUUAAAAUAAUUCACCAUUAAUACACAUAUAUUACAAAUAUACAAGCAUACAAAUAUACAUUUCAUAAAAUCCUUAAAAGUACCUUCAAGGUACUUUCCCCCCACAAAAAAAGAAUCCUGGGAACUGUGGUUUGUUACGGGUGCUGGGGAUUGUAGCUCUGGGGUGAUAAACUAUAGUUCCUAUGAGACUUUAAAUGUACGCUAUGUAUGCAGUCUCAGCUUGGUUUAGAGAGAAAAAGCUAUCAGAGAGCCUUCAAGUUGCUCAUCAACAGUUGGCACCUAGACAGCAGACUGAAGAUGAGGCACUUCUAGGGUGACCUAAUCAUCCACCUACAUCUACCUUUGCUCCAGUACAAAAGUACCCACACUUCUGGCCCCCCCACCUGCCUCCUUGGUGUAAGGUAUUGCAUUUUUAUGAACAUUAAAGUGCAUCUAUUCAUAUGAAUUAGUGUAUGCACAUUUUAUUGAAAUCAUCUUUGGCCCUCUUUUUCAGGGGUGGAAGGGCAGGAUAUAUAGCUACAGCCGUUCUUGGAUUGAGCUAUCUGUGAAAUGGUAACCACAUGGUUGGAUUACUGCAAUGCACUCUAGGUGGGGGGGGGGGCUACUCUGGAAUCAUAGAAUUGUAAAGUUGGGAGGGACUCUGCAGAUCAUCUGUUUAAACCCCCUGCAAUGCAGGAAUACACAGCUGUCCCAUAUGGGGAUCAAACCUGCAACCUUGUCACUAUCAGCACCGUAUCUAACCAACUGAGCUAUCCAGAAGAAGUUGUUCUGGAGGCUACAGCUGGUACAGAAAGCAGCAGCUAGGUUGCUUGUGAAUGGGUGGGUGGGACAUUGGAUAGAACACCUUUGCUAUCCCAAUCCCGCAAUGGCUGUAGCUAUAUAUCCUGUCUUUCCUCUGGAAGAAGCCCAGGGUGACAGGCACAUCAACAAGAAAGCAUUUAUUUUUUAAAAAGCAUUCUGAAAACAGUUACAUUCUAAAAAGCUUAAAACAUUCUCUGAACCAGUGAUCUCAGGGUUGCCAGGAACAGUGUUUCAUGCCAGGGAGUUUUCGAUUUCCUCCUGAAAGUCAAUAAUGUAAAUAAUGAGGGAGAGAGAUGCACCUUACCAGAGGAGGACAUACCAAAAAUAGGGAACAACAAACAGGUCACUGCCAACCAUGCAAUCACCAGCAGCAGUGGCAUCACCAUGAAGCUUUAUUUGGUUGGCACUUAGGUCCUAAGCCAUUUAGGGUUCCAUCUGCUAGUACUACUACCUUGAAUUGGGCCCAGUAGCUCACUGGCAGCUAGUGCGGUGCUUUCAGGACUGGUGACACCUGAUCUCACUGGAUCCCACCCUAGUUUCGGCCUCCAGACUAUCUUCAAGGGCAGCCCCACAAACACAGUCUUAUUUGGUAUAAAAAAAAGCUUUCCUAUGUUCCUGACUUUAGCCCAUGACCAGCAUGGUAAUGCUAAUCAAUGCUAUACGGCAUUUUCUUAUAGUGGGGAUGGCUAAAAGCUCUGUUAUUAUCAAUUAAAAAACAACCAGAUUGACAUUCUCAGUUUUAACCAGAUCUAUUACUGAGAGACUAGCUUCUCUUCCAAGGUUUGAAACAUUCUUCUCCCGGGAACAUUUACAGCCUUGUUGACAUUGCUGAGGCAAUGAACACAACUCAGGGACUGUGUUUACUACCUCUGGUUGGUGUACUUAGCAUCUGAACAGCUCCAGCUUCUUCCAUCUAAGGAAGGUGCUAUCUGUGGCCCUAUAGAUGUUGUCAGACUAGAGGGCCCGAUUUAGGUUUGAUGAGGUCCCAAGCUACUAAAGGUAAUGGGGCCCUUUAUACGUCCAGCUGUCCUUUGUCAACAACAAAUUGUCACGGUUUUUGUGUGUUGACUAUAUGCUAUAUGGUAAUUUAUGGACCUAAUAGGUAUCUAAAGCCAUUUGCCACUGUUGCUGUAGGUAGGUUUUAUUUGAUUUGUUUUUUCUCUUAUAUUUUGGAAAAUAUAAGUUUUUCCCCCUUUACAUUUUUUGUGGGGCCCCAAGAGAGUGCGGCCCUAAGCUAUAGCUUGUUUAGCUUAUACGUAAAUCCGGCACUGUCGGACUACAAUGCUCAUCAGCCAUUGACCAUGAGCCACGCUGGUUUCAUGUAAAGGAAAUUCCGAAUAAACAUCAGGAAGAGCUUUCUGAGAAUAAGAGCUGUUGGACAGUCUCCCUUAGGAGGUGCUGGCCUCUCCUUCCUUGGAGGUUUCCAAGCAGAGGCUGGGUGGCCAUCUGCCAUCGAUGCUUUAGCUGAGAUUCCUGCAGUGCUGGGGGCUGGACUAGAUGACUCUGGGGGUCCCUUCCAACUGUACAAUUCUAUGAUGGGAUGGGGGAGAGGGAGUAGGUCAGCCCCGCCCCGCGUAAUUGAGCAGGAGACGCAGCACAUAAUUCCCACGACAAUGCCCACUAACGAGGGGGCGGGGCUCAAAUAUUUUACUGGGGCGGAGCUAAGGGCCCCUGGGCCCUUAGGAGUUGGCCCAAUGCAGCAAAGAAAGGGGGCAGCCAGUGGCGCGGGAGGGAAAGGGAAGAGUGCUUGAUCCUCGGUGCUUGAUCCAUUGCGGAAUCCAAUGCGGGGGGGGGGGGGCAGCGAGACGGUGCAUGCGCACUUGCGAUGGAAAGCAAGCGGGGUGUGUGUGUUGGGGGGCUGCUAAGACAUGCACCAGAGUUGCUGCUGCAGCAGCCGCCUCCUGGAAGUGCUGCCGGGUCUGCCGAGAGGAAGAGGAGGGCUGCCCAACUCUUGGUGCGAUCGCGUGUCCGCCAGGAAGGGGUCGGGUUGGGGGAGCUCCGAAGCGUCGCCGGCGCGAAAGGGGCGGAGGAAGGAGGAGCGAGACAGAGGAGGCGGGCGGCUCCGCAGGGUGAGUCGCGGCAAGACUCGCCGCCCCCCUCUCUCCCGACUCCCGCAGGCAGGCAGGCAGGCAGGCGAGGAAGGGGUCCGCGCCACCCCACCCCACCCUAGGGCGCCCACAGAUGGAGGCGGUGCAGCCCCUCUCGGGCGCGGCUCCGUGAACCCCGAUCCCCAAAGGCUGCCAGUGCCCCCGUGGCAACACCUGAGCCAUCCUCGAAGGGGAGGGUCAGAAGGGAGAGCCCUCCCCCCAGAGGUGGAAGGAGGGACGUGGGAUCCUUGGCUUGCCCAUGGAGGAAGCGGGGAACCUGAUUUUACAGUAUUUUAUUUUAGCAAUGCCGAGGUGGCCCGUCUGCCUCCUCUGCCUUCCGCCCCCAUUUUCCUUCUUAGCAGUGGAUUCAGACGUGCUACACACAGUUUGUGAAACAAAAUAGGAGAAUUCCAAUCGCUUCCCUCCGCUCAGCGGGAUGUAAUGCGAUUUGAUCUGCCAUCCUCACUUCCUUACCUAAAUAAAAGAAAAAAGGCAGGAUAGAAUUGGGAUGGGGGUUUUUAAAAACAUUUUUAAUAAACAAACAAACAAACAAACAAACAGAAGUCACAAAAUCAAUCACCAUAUUCUGUAGGUUCUGUCUUGUGGUACUUUGCUCUCCACCUUCCACAAACCUGGUAAACCUCCCAAAUGUUAUUUGAGGUGUCACCUGCUGGGUUAAUUUCUGCAGGUCUUGCGAAAUCCAGUAGUCCCAGGGGUAUUUUGAAUUUCUGUGCCUUCUAGGUAGGGCUGUUUUGUCUGUCAGUCGUUCUCAAAGGAGAAGCUGUUUAGGGCAUAUGCCCAUAGUAGAUUGGUGGAUAUAUAUAUAUUUUCUAAGAUGAUUGGAGCAUGGGUUACAUGCCAUAUAUUGUGGUGAAUUUCCUGUGGUGGGGUGGUGGGGAAUGUCAUCAGUAGACAACACCACAUUGCAUGUGUUUGUGUGGCCUCCAGGGUCAUAUUUUUGAUGGUUUUCUCCUGUUUUUUUGCAUAGGGUCAAGGAGACCAGUUAACUCUCAGCAUUGUUCUUUGUUGGAUUAGUUACUGAAGAGAUGGCCCAUACUGCUGCCAACUGCCAUUUUGGAAGGAUGAUAGUGGCAGGAUCCACACUCCCAUUUCACUCGCCAAUAGUCUUAAAAUGAAGACCUUCAUUUAGGUAAGCAUAUGAAAAUGUGGCAGAUCACUUGACUCCUGAGGCUUCCACCAUUUUGGAUGAAAGUAGUGACACUCCUUAAUCCCAGCGGCAUCGUUAGAAAGUGGCUGAGGGGACCCAAGCCCUGGGCCUGUUGUGGUGGGCCACAGAUCCCAUGUUCCUCCUCUCUCUUGUGUAAAAUCUUCCUUUUUUAAAAUAAAAAAAAAGUCUAUAGGUCAGCUGGGCACCCUGCACAUCUCAGUGCUGCUGAGACUCCAUCCAUGUACCACCUUAAUUUUCCAGACGCAUUUAUACAUAUAAAUUAACAUAUUAACAUUUUGUGCAAGUUUGUGUCAUUGGCCUGUGCCCCAAGUCCUUUAAAUACCUAGUAGUGCCUCCCAUUAGGCCUUUACUGCUUUGCAGCAGCCAGGUUUCAUGAUACUUGGAGAAUUUGGAAAUGCACAAGAAUAUUCGUAGAAACAGAAGGCACCCUUUCCCAUAACGCAAUAGCUAGUAGUUGUGGUUGGAAACUUGAUUUUUCCCUUGGAGAAACACACACACAAACACUUGGAAUCUUUUCAUAUGCACCGCGUAUGUACUUUGCUGGCAUUAUAAAGUGUCUUGGGAAAUCAAGCUGUAUUUCACACCCAACAAAACAGUAUAUCGUUCCAAGUUAUGGAGUAUAUAACAUCUUACAGGAACGCAUUGUAGAUAUUAGAACACGACACAAAAUUUACACGGAAAAGGUUUCUGUGCAGAGUAUAUAAUUGACACAGGAUUAUUGUACAGUGGUAUAUUUUGCUCUGCUUGGCCUUGCAUGCUUGUGUUUUUCUAGUGCAUGCAGUUGUGUUUAAACUGUUGAAUUUAUCUUAAUGCUGCCAGCAUUUUCAGCUGUACACAGUUAUUUCACAUACUGUAUAUUCAAUAAAUGUUUUCCAAUCUUCUCUAAACAUAUGUUCUUCUUGUUCUCUUAUUGCAUAUGUUAAGUCUGCAAGCUGCACACAUUCUGUCAACUUAAGCAGCCACUCUCCUUUGGUUGGGACCUCACUUGUUUUCCAUUUUUGGGCUAACAAAACACGGGCUGCAGUUGUGGCAUACAUAAAUGACUAUGAUUUUGAGUUGUGUGUUCAACUUUUUACCAGGUGGUUUUGGGCAAGCCACCAUCCCUCAGCCAUAGUCUUAUCUUCAGUGAUAACAACGCUGACCUACCAGACAGUGUUGGUAGUGAGAGGAGUGUGUGAAGUGCUUUGAAUGGGAAUAAGAAACACUAAGCAAAUUACUCAUUUUUUGUCAUUUCUUGUAGAGGAGUGGGCUCGUGAAGUUAGCAGCACCCGCCAUGGUGGACGUUCCCUCUUCUCCUGCCCAUGAAACGGAUUUCUCACCACGUCGCAUACCUGAGAACGGCUCUGAGGGAUCCGAGCUGCCGGUAUCCCUGGAGGACUGGAACGAUGGUGAGAAGGAGCUGGACUUCACCGGAAGCUCUGUAGGCCACUCUAGGAAAAAGCACUUUCUGUGUGUCUCAUUGCAAGGCAAGGAUGCCGCCGCUGCCGCCACCUCCAAGACUGAGGUGAGGGUGGCAGAACUGCAACACUCCUCCCUCUCCAGCCACAAGCCCCAGCAGUGUAGAAAGCAAGGGUUUGUGGCCCAGGAGGUGGGCAGGCCUAUAGGCAGCAUGGAGGAAGCUGGGCCUUCCCAUGGGAGGCAUCUACGGUCUCAGGGUGCCUGCAAGAAGAAGGGAACAGCGGAGAAUGGGCAGGAAGUGCGGGAGAAUCUAGAAGCCCAAGCUCCCCGCUCAGAUGACGUGGUGCAGCUGAUAAAUGAAGAUGGGGUGUAUUCCUCAGCCAAGCUGGUGCCCGCUACGAAGGUGGCGCUCUCGCCGUGCCUGCCACAGCGUUUGGAGCUCUGCAGAGGGGAGGAUUUUGAGAUCCGGGAGGUGAUCGUGGAUGAGAAGCCAUUCCAGUGUGCCAUCUGCACCAAGGCUUUCAAGCGGGCGUGGGAGCUGUUCAGCCAUGAAGUGGUGCACAAUGAGGAACGCCCCUUCUGUUGCCAACUGUGCCAGGUGAGACGGGUGAAAGCAGGCAGGAAGCUAGAAAUGGGAAUGAAAGCAAAAAAAAACCAUAGAGAACUAAACUGUUGGGUUCCCACGAUUAGCCUAUGGAGCAAGGUAAAAAUCCAACUCAUAUUUUGAGGCAGAGCUGCUGCCCAUUGUUAGAAAUGUACUGAUUCAUGCUUCCUUCUUUCCCGGACCUGUAAACACCAUCUAGGGCAGAGUCUUUCCCUGCAGCAUUUUCCUUGGGAGGAAAUAGUAAGGGAUAUAUGUGUGUUUGUGUUUUGUGCUCUUUAUAUUGCAAUAACUAAGGGCCUCCAUAUGUUGCUGGACUGCAACUCCCACCAUCUCUGACCACUGGCCAUGCUGGUUGGGGCUUAUGGGAGUUGUAGUCCAGCAACACCAUUGUAAAGUUGGAGUUCUCAUAUAUAACAACCAGCUGGGAUGGAAGCAGUUCAGGUAUUCUGAUGGAAUGGCAACAGCUCAGGAAAGCCAAAGGCAUUCUUUUCAUUUUGGGCAACAGCUGGUAGCCACCAGUCAUUCAAAAGCAAUCAGAACACCUUAUAUAAGGAUGUUUCAUGGUUAAGCCAUACAAAAAUCCAUAAAGAUGACCAUCUUCUUUCUUCUUCUUUUUGUAAAUAAUUUUUUGUUAAUUUUCCAUUAAUAACUUUCCAAUUAAUAACAUACCAAAUCAUAACACAAAUAAUAAAGCCAAUUAUACAUUCCAAAUUAAAUAGAUGACCAUCUUCUUUUCUGUGUGGCUUUAUCAAUAUGAUAAAUGACAAGAGGCAAUUUGUGCAGAGGAGCAGGCACCGGAAACUAUUCCUCUCUGUCCGGCAGGGGAUCCCUGGGGGUUGCUGCGUGUGUGUCAGCCUGUUGCUUUCUGCCCCGCUUUCCCUCUCCCGCUUCAGGCCUCGUUCAAGCGCCAUUCGGACUGCAAGAGCCACGCCCUCGUGCACACGGAAGAGCGGCCCCAUCGCUGCGAGCUCUGUGGGAAGCGUUUCAAGCGCGCCUCCAACCUCGCUGAGCACCGGCGCAUCCACUCGGGGGAGCGCCCUCACCGCUGCGCCGCCUGCACCAAGCGCUUCAAGACUCCCUACGAGCUGCAGAGGCACAUGCUGACGCACUGCGCGGAGCGGCCCUUCGCCUGCACCGCCUGCGGGAAAGGCUUUGCCGCGGCGGGGGCCCUCCUCUUGCACCAGCGGCAGCACUGCGACGACAAGCCCCACGUCUGCGGCGUCUGCGGCAAGCGCUUUGCCUACGGACACAGCCUGCGCGUCCACGAGAGGGUGCACACCGGGGACCGCCCGUUUUCCUGCGUCCUCUGCGGCAAGGCCUUCAAGCAGUCCAACGCGCUGGCCUCGCACGAGCGGGUGCACACGGGGGAGCGGCCCUUUGCCUGCGCCACGUGCGGCAAGGCCUUCAAGCAGUCCUCGUACCUGGCCAUCCACGCGCGGUCUCACACCGGCGAGCGCCCCUACGCCUGCGGGGCGUGCGGCAAGGCCUUUGCACGGCCCUCGCUCCUCCUGCAGCACCAGCGCGUCCACAGCACCGAGCGGCCUCACCGGUGCCGGCACUGCAGCAAACUCUUCAAAGACUUGGCCUACCUGGCCGUGCACGAGAAGGUGCACACCGGCGAGACCCCGUACAAGUGCUCCAUCUGCCAGAAGGGCUUUGCGCACCCGUCCAACCUCCUUCAGCACCAGCGAAUCCACCGGGAUGGAUAGCGAGGACGGGCGCCAAGAAUAAUUUGUCAUUCAGUGUAACUUUACUUUCCCCGACUAACAGAAAGGCGGCAGUUUCUGUUCACCUGUGCACUCCAACCUGCAUCAGUGCCACGCCUGCAUGCUGCGGUGGACGGAGAGCAUCACUUGCAUGCCCUUUUGCACAUUCCCCAAGCCAUGCUCAAGCUUGCCUGGGCGUGCGUUGUUGUACACAAAUGCACUAUGGUUCCCCGCCCCUGCAGCAGCACGAAAAUAAAUAGUAGCUGGAGUAUGAGGAGCAGGGCUCCGUGUAUUUCACACAAAAUUGCACCCUCUGAGAAUCUGUGCUGUAGCUAGGUUUUUCAUCCUGCAAGCGUGUUUCUAGUCCAUAAGAUUAUAGAAAUAAUGUUGAAAACCUUGUAUGGUGUAGUUUUGCAAAUCGGAGCCAUAGGGCUGAGCAGAAAAUCUACAGGAGCUGCAGCGCUCUGGGUAACCCUUUGUCCUUUUCCUUAGCUAGCAAAAACAGAAGACAAUUGUGUAAUAUAAGCAAAUGUAUGCACAUUGGCUUAAUUUGCAUAAUGUGCUCCAUUGACUAUUUUUUAAAAGCACAGCCAUGGUUCUGAGUAUUGUCGUCUUAUACCCUGAUGGGCAGUAUUGCUGACUUACAGUGCCUUGCAUAUUUGCAGGCACUUACAGAACUUCCAAAAAAGUGGGUUCUUUUUAUAAAAAUGUGGGUCAAUGCCAAGUCUCUCACAGUGUUGUGAGAGUGUGUUUGUGUGUGUAUUGUAUUAUGCAGGGCCAGCCUUACCAUUAGGUAGAGCAAAGCAGCUGUCUCAGGUAGCAGAUGCUGGAGGUCGGAGCUGGAGGUACCAUGCGGCUUUCCAUAUGCCACCUAAGCUAGCCUGCUACCCUCAGGUGCAGUGCAGGAUGCUGACCUGUCAUCAUUGUUGAUGUAAGAUUGACUUUCCAGGCCUGUCUGUACACAGAAUGGGAGGGAGGAAGUCUUACGCUUUCUUCUCUGUUGUAGCUUAGGCAGAAUGUCAAGCUAUUGACACAAUGGGCCUCCUUCCCUCUACCGCUGCCUUUGAGCAAGAGGUGGUGUUUGCAGUAUUACAGAAAUAAGCUAGGGAAAAUGCCAUCUAUAUGUUUAAAUUGUAAACCGCCCUAAGAGCUACAGUUAUAGGGGCGGAAUACAAAUAAUAAUAAUAAUUUCAAUUAAAAAGCAAUCCUCUUU